Penaeus monodon (black tiger shrimp) is the source of this 1274-nucleotide messenger RNA. RefSeq names its product pleckstrin homology domain-containing family F member 2-like (gene rush). Gene Ontology annotation, cellular component: early endosome. Lineage: Eukaryota; Metazoa; Arthropoda; Malacostraca; Decapoda; Penaeidae. Gene Ontology annotation, molecular function: phosphatidylinositol binding; metal ion binding. The record is from RefSeq and is a predicted model, not a curated record.
UUCCGAAAAGAACAAAAAUAACAUUUUACAAGUUUAGAACAAAACGAUCUGACUAUGAACUAACCUAGAACAUAGUUUAUACAAGUUACACAUUACCGAAGGUCAUAAAUCUACCGGGAAAGAAUAGAAAGACGUGUUCGAAGUGAGAGAAAUUUCAUUCGGAAAAUAUCAUAACAAAGAUGGUGGACCGACUGGUGAACAGUGAGGCAAAUACACGGCGUAUUGCCAUGGUGGAGUCCUGUUUCGGGACUUCAGGGCAGCCGUUAAAUGUACCUGGCCGUGUGUUGGUAGGGGAGGGUGUUCUAACAAAGAUGUGCAGAAAGAAGCCCAAACCAAGGCAGUUUUUCCUCUUCAAUGAUAUCCUGGUAUACGGAAAUAUUGUGCUCAAUAAAAAGAAGUACAACAAGCAACACAUCAUCCCUCUAGAAGAAGUUCAGCUGUCAUCAAUAGAAGACGAUGGACAGUUCCGUAAUGGCUGGCUGAUCAAGACCCCAACAAAAUCCUUUGCCGUGUAUGCUGCAACAGCAACAGAGAAGGGAGAAUGGAUGGCACACAUUAAUAAGUGUGUCACCGACUUGCUGCGUAAAAGUGGCAAGAAGGCAGCAGAGAAACAUGCUGCUGUGUGGGUACCAGAUGGUGAGACGCAGGUGUGCAUGCAUUGCAAGAAGACCCAGUUCACUCUUAUCAAUAGAAGGCAUCAUUGUCGCAAGUGUGGAAAAGUAGUGUGUGGACCAUGCUCUAGCAAGAAGGUUUUGUUGAUUCAUCAGUCCAACAAACCCCUUCGUGUGUGUCUUACUUGCUAUGACGAAUUGUCCUCGGCGCAGACAGAGACUGGAAAUGAGACACCCAUCAACUCAAUGGCAGGUAGGAUGAUUGACAUCACAUUAGAGGGUGAUGAUAUAGGAAAGGAUAGUGAUUCCAAUGAGGACAUAAGCAUCGCGCAGUUGGAUGAUCCAAAUAUGGAAUUGGGUCCAGUUCCCCCUCCUCGACGUACCUCCAGAGCCCGAACUGGGGAGGACAAGGAUAAACAGGAAGGAAGCAUCGGGACUGAUCUCGUUGACAUUCCUUGCGACUUGUUUGGGGAUCCAAACGACAAGCAAGACGAUGAUGCCCUUCCACCUACCCUGUGGUGGGAUGACAUUGAUUUGAAGGAACCACUUUCUGAUGGAGAGGGAGAGGAAGGUAUGAAAGAGCGAAACGACUCUUCCGGAGAUGAUGACUCGGAUGACGACACGGAUGACCCUUCACUGCAGUCACCCCAGUCGCCAACAGAG